AUGCAAGGUUAUUGUGGCUUUCAGGGGAAGCUGGUCAAGCUCUUUAGUCAUCAGUUGGUGCUGAAAAGGCGGCACAGUGGUGUGGAGUUUCCAAAGGGACUGGAUGGGUGUCCUUUUCUGAAGCAGUGGCUCCAUGUGGGCCUCUACAGCCGUGUGGGGAAGUUAGAAACCUUGCUCUCCAAGACUGACAGUGAAAUUCGAUCUAUUUUGUAUGACUAUCAGGCUAGCGAUGAAGAAGUUCGUCGUCUUCAGAGCGCUGUUCACAAUCUCAAAAGAUACACUGAGAUCUUGUUUCUUGGUGAUCCAAGUGGAGGUGGAGACUUCCCUCUGUACUGGGAUUCCUGGGAUCGUACUUCUCCACUCAGCCACUCUCUCCCAAUUGGGUAUAGAAGUGGAAAAAGGCGUACAAAGCAACCCCCUGCACAUAAUGCAGAUUCAAGCCUACCGGUAUCUGAAGUGAGUUCACCUAGUCAUUCAGUUGGGUCUCAUCAUGGCAGCCCCCCUGGCACUCCCUCAUCAGCUAUGAAAAGAUCAAAAGGAGUCAGCAGUGGACAAGGAACACCGUCAGCUCGACGAAAGCAUCAGACAGGGCUCCUACAGCCCAACAAUGAAAGCAUCACCACCGUUGGAAAUGUUGGUAGCAUUACUACCAGCUGUCCCAGUCAAGCCGGUAGUGCCAGUGCUGGAUAUAAUGCUGAAGGCUUUCCACUCAUCAAAUCUAAGUCUCAUGAGAGUCAGUUGGGGAACAAAGUGGAUAUUGAUACUAGUUCAGCCAGGCGAAGGCGUCUCCCAACAGACUCAGCGAUUGAUUGUCUGGAUCCUUGUAGCCUUUCCUCUCUCUUGUCCUCUCCUGUUCGGUCACCUCCAUUUGCAUCUGAUUCCGACUCUGAUUCCACAUCUAAGUGUGCCAGCAUGAAGUCUCCAAGAACUCCAACAUUGCCUGGCUCCAUGAGUCAUGUGAUUCAGCAUCGCUUUAGCAAGACUGUCAAAGUCACAACUUGUGAUUACUGUAACAAGCAGAUGUUCUAUGGGGUGAAGUGCAAGGAGUGCAAGUACAAAUGUCAUCGAGACUGUGAGUCCCAUGUCCCUCCUUCCUGUGGACUUCCCCAGGAAUACCUCAACAUCUUCACCCAGUCUAUCACUGGCUCUCCAGUCAUUGGUCGAAGCUGGGCCUCUCCACACCAUGGACCCUCAUCUGCACCCUUAACCUUGCUAAAUCGUUGGAAAGGGGCUGGUCUCAAUACCAGUGCUUUUCAUGCUGCUGACUCCAACUCAACCCCAUCAAGCUGCAACAGUUCUACUCCAUCAAGCCCUGCUCUUGUCAUCACAACUACCACACCACCCAUAACUUCUCGGCAUCAGCAUUUCCUCUUUCCUGAGCCAGCAUCAUCACCUGGUGCAGAGGGUCCAGACUUAAUUACUCUGAAUACGCACCCUCUGCAUGAGGUAAAGAUGAGCACAGGAAGCAUAGGAUACUCUAUGGUCUCUUCCAACCCAUCCAUGGUGGACACCCUAACAGACACUGUGAAGUCUGGGGACAGUGACCGCACUGUUUCCAUAACUAGUGGAUCUGGGUCAACUGAUUCUGAGCGAACACUUGCCAUGCGUCUUGACAGCCAAGACAGCCAAGCUUCAGAGACUGGGGAUUAUGAGCGAUGGCCUCGACAGAACAGUCGCUUCUGUGCUGAAGGGGACAACUUUCAGGCAGAACUGUGGCUUGAGAUAAAUCCUGGUGUCAUCAUUUUGAUGAAUGACCCUCAAGGGAGAUGAAACAAUGAGAUGCUAAGCAUCCCAUCUGGGUGGCUGUGCUACCUGGCCCCUGAAAUCAUGAGGAGUCUUCACGUGGGAUCCAAAUCUGACCAUGAAAAAGAGGUGGCAGCUUACCUUCUACCCUUUAGCAAGGCCUCAGACGUCUUUGCAUUUGGGACGAUCUGGUAUGAGCUGCUGUGUGGAGAAUUUCCUUUUAGUGAUCAGCCUCCUGAGGCCAUCAUCUGGCAGGUUGGACGAGGCAUCAAGGAACCAUUGGCAAAUCUCCAGGCAUCCAAGGAUGUCAAGGACAUACUUAUGUCAUGUUGGGCAUUUCGUGCUGAGGACCGUCCCUCUUUUGCCAAACUCCUGGGCAUCCUGACACGCUGGCCAAAGAAGCGACCAGCCCGCAGCCCUUCAUAUCCCAUACAUCUCUCUCGCUCUGCGGAAUCUGUGUUUUAAGCUAUUGCAUUGACUGCUGGCACAGUUCAGUUGACUUCAUUGCAUCCUGCAUGAGUAAUUUUAUGUACACACUAGGUAGAUGAUUUUGACUCAGCCAUGUUACCACCAAGGUUGUGGAUGACCUUGGACUUUGGAGUGCCUGCACUCUUAAGCCUAAGAAUUUUAGAGUCAGAAAAUUUGAAGUUACCAGCAUCUAGCAAAAAUGCUUCUCUAUCACAUGAUGCCAGUUUUGCAUUAUAGGUUUAUUGGUGAUUGCUCUGUGCUCUGGCCAAGAAAGCAUCUGUGGCAAAAGUUGCAAGUUAGAAGUAGUUGACUUAUGAUUGUUGUGGCCUGGAAUGCACCUCUGUUGUAUGGAUCUCAGGGAAUGGGGGCAAUGUAGCCAGUUUGCCCAUUAAGAGACUUGCUUCGCUGGCCGAUGUCUUCUUUCAACGAAUGUUGUGAUGAAAUAUAGAAUUCCACUCACGUUUCAUGCAUUCAAUCCACUGUGGCAUUCAUAUAAAUAAAAUAUGAGAAAAAAAAAUCAGAUUGAA
Molecule: messenger RNA, 2738 nt
Organism: Darwinula stevensoni
Lineage: Eukaryota; Metazoa; Arthropoda; Ostracoda; Podocopida; Darwinulidae
Source: the annotation of a GenBank genome assembly